This is a messenger RNA of Astyanax mexicanus (Mexican tetra), 997 nucleotides long. RefSeq names its product GTPase IMAP family member 2-like. Gene Ontology annotation, molecular function: GTP binding. Bases 74 to 997 code for a protein of 307 amino acids. NCBI's taxonomy places the organism in Eukaryota, Metazoa, Chordata, Actinopteri, Characiformes, Acestrorhamphidae. The transcript has 2 exons. The record is from RefSeq and is a predicted model, not a curated record.
GACAGAGGGGGAGUGGCCAUUACGGAGAGGGGAGGAGUUAGGGCAGAGAGGGGGAGGGGCCAGACAGCACAGAAUGGAUAUAAAAGACUGUGGAGCUGCUGCAUCCAGAUCAUCUGCAGACGGCGGUUCUGUGAGAUUCCUGAAUACAGCAGCAGCUCCUGAGGAAGAUUUCAUCUCAACUCUGAAAAUGAGCAAAGAAGGAAAGGAGGAACCACUGAAGCUGGUGUUGCUGGGCUCCACGAAUAUGGGAAAGAGCACAACUGGUAACACCAUCCUGGGCGGUGAUGUCUUUCCUUCUGGGGUCGGCAUGUCUGACACGACGCGGAGUUCGUGUGGAAAAAUGGGAAAGGUGGACGGGAGAGAGGUGAUGGUGGUGGACACUCCGGCCAUGUAUAAGAGUGGUCUCAACGAUACUGUGUUGAAAGAAGAGCUGAAGACCGCCCUGCUCUGCUGUGAUCCAGGACCCCAUGUCUUUCUCUUCGUCGUUGCUCUGGGAUCUUUCUCAGAGAAGCAUGGUGAGAUACUGAAAAAAGUGAAUAAGACGUUGCGUUCAGAUGUUAGCUCCUUCUCCAUGGUGCUCUUCACUAAUGGUGAGAAGCUGAAGCCAGAAGAUAAGAUAGAUCAUAUUAUUGAAAAGAAUCAGGGCUUGAAGGAACUGAUUGAGAGUUGUGGGGGGCGUUACAAGGUAUUCAGUAAUGAAGACAAGGAAAGUAAUCAGGUCGAAGAGCUUCUAGAUCAGAUUGAUGAUGAGAUGAAAAAGAGAAACCCUGAGAAUAAGCAUUACACAAGUCCUAUCACCAAGGAAAAGAUCACCUGGGUAACUAAAUACUGUACUCUUCAUACCCUGGCGCUCGUGGGGGGUUCAGCUGUUAUGAUGCUCAGCAAGAGUUCUGCUCUUGCAAAUGUGGUGGAGCAGCUCGGCCUCGGUGAUACGGUCAUGGCGUUCGAUUUCGACUACGUCAUGCAAACCGUAGAGUCGGUUGUAGGCCUGUUCUGA